GUUGCCGAUCAGAUUGAAGUAGGUGGUGUGAGCCUCAGAGAACGUCAGGGAGCCGUGUGAAUGUGUGGGCAAUAAAGAGAGAGAGAUUUCAAUGAUGAAAACUGAGCAGUUUAACAGGCUAGCAUUAUCUAUGACCUGCUGCUGAAGAAAGCCAAAGACGUCGUCACUGAGACCCUUCCAUGCAAAACUCCUGCAAGGCCAGAAGGACAAUGGUUCCUGAAGAAAAUAAACUCUGAGUUUUGCUCAACUAUGGGUGUUAGAGGUUUGCACUGGUUUGUGACCAAUGCCUGCCAAGAUGUCUGCUCAGUAGUCAAUCUGGAAGACAUGGCAAAAAGCCACCGCAGCAGGUAUCCAGGAUCCGUUCCUGUUCUUGUGGUAGAUGCCAUGUCUUGCCUUCGACAGUGGUACACACCUGAAUUUUGGGUCUGUGGCGGCCAGUGGCGUGAAUAUCUUUCUAACUUGGACAGUUUCAUAAAUACUUUCACAACUGCUGGUAUCAAACUGGUAUUCUACUUUGAUGGGCUGGUAGAGCAGAAGAAACGCAAUGAAUGGGUGAAACGAAGACUGAAAAAUAACAAAGAAAUAGCCAGGAUUUUCCAGUUCAUCAAGACCAAUAAACAACAACCUGGGAGAAACAUGUUCUUUAUUCCCUCUGGGUUGGCUACUUUUACUCGCUUUUCUUUGAAGAUCCUCGGUCAAGAGACAGUAAACUCACUGCAAGAGGCCGACUAUGAAGUGGCCUCUUACGGCUUGCAAAACAAUUGUAUGGGGAUUCUUGGGGAGGACACCGACUACCUGAUUUAUGAUACCUGUCCCUAUUUUUCUAUCAAUCAUCUUUGCUUGGCAAAGCUGGAAACUAUCAUGUUCUCGAGGCAGAAUCUUUGCAGCAAAUUGGGUCUCCAUGUAACCGAACUCCCCCUUUUUGCUUGCCUCCUCGGCACUGAUAUUGUUCCAGAAAGGGCCACGGAAAGACUUCGAAAUCAGUGCCAGGCUUCAUAUUGCUCCAAAAACCAGUGCUCUGAUAAAAGGAUUAACAUGAUUCUAGCAGUGGCAAAUUAUAUUUCAGCUCUUCCACGUUCGUAUGAUAGUUUGAUGGCUUUGGCAGAAAUGUUGCCUUUGGGAUCAGACAAGUCUGUGCUUCUCAGAGGAAUAGAGUCUUAUAUUCUGCCUGGGCAGCAGUCUCCUUGGCUCCCUCCUGAUUUCUCACAGCACUCAGAAACAUCUCUUAAAAAUGUGCCCUUAUGUUUAGAUCAGGAAAUUUUCCAGAUAGCAAAAGAACAGCAUGUGAGAGGUGAAAGCCAUAUGGUGUACAAUGUCCUGAAGGCUGGAGAGGUUGACUGUAGCAACACGUUGGAGGAUGAGCGUGAUGGAGAGAUUCCUGGACAGGCACUUGUCUAUUUCCCUGCACGUCAGCAUAUAUAUUCUAUCUUACUGGAAUCAGUCAAAGAUGCCAACCCUGUAGUAAAAGAGUGGUUUGUGUAUCCUGGGAAUUCCUUGCAGCAACCGGAACUGGUUCAACCCAAGCAGCUCCCAGGUGGCACGCCGAGUUUGAGAUCACUGUGGCUUGUUGGAGGGCCAGAGGUUGAAAAGCGUCGCCAAGUCACAUUUCUGGCCUGCUUUCGUCUAGAGGAUAUGGCAGAAGACCUCCAGGCCCUGGAGGCUCCCAUCAGGGCUCUCUGCUCCUUGUUAAUCUACCUUGUUCUGAAAGUGGACAGCCUCUCUUUGGAAGACUUGAAUGCAUUUAUUGCUCAAGCUGUGUGCCUCCAGGGAAAAUCAGCUGCUCAGCUUGCAGGUUUGCAGCUUGGCGAGAUUGAUUCAAGAGCUGUACAUCUUGGCUCUCUUUUCAUCCGGGGUCUCGGUGUAUUGAUGAUGGCCAAUAGUACCUGUGGCUUCCCCUUUAGAAUGGAAGAUUUAAUGCCGUGGCAUAUAUUUGAUGGGAAACUUUUCCAAGAGAAAUACCAGCAGGCUCACAGAGGGUACCCUUUAAAGGAGCUUUUGGAAGUUAAUGAAUCUUGGAUCGCAAAGUUUCAGAAUCUGACGUCCCUUAUUUGCAAAACAUGUUCUGUGAGAGGUAGAAAAAUCCAAAGCAAACAGCGACUGACUAGCUUUAUGACAGAGAAGCAAGAAAGAGGUGGAGGUUCUCGCUUUCAGAACCCAAGCAGAGCUUGGUCUCAUCCUUAUCCUUACCAUCAUCACGACAGGGAAGGCUCAUGGAGGGGACCUCAGCCACCUGGUUAUUCAUCUGGAUGCCAGCCUCCAGGUCCAGAAUAUAGGCCAAGACACCAACCUCUAAGGGGACAAAGAUUCUGCCUAGCUCCUCGUUUAUUUGUAUUUUUAGAUGGCCCAGGUGACUCUCCUCCUCAUUGGAAUGGAGUAAAAAGCAUAUGUGCAUACAAGGAACUCUGUUAAUUUACAAGAAAUUAAUAUUUAACAUUAAUUUGCUAGUUUAUAUUGUGGAAAGAGCAAUUAGGCACAAUCAAGCUUUAAAAACAAUGGGCUAUGGAAUACGUCUUGCCUUAACUUUUACAAGCCAGUGGAUAUAUGGUGCUAUUGUGGACAGUGUGUCAAACUAGGACUCAGGAGACCAGGGUUCAAAUCCCCAGUAAGCCAUGGAAAUUCACUGGUGUGUUUGUGUGUCUCUAGUAAAACCACUCUUUCAAUAUUGUACAUCUUUAUGUUUGAUCCCAGUCAAGUAACUUGGCUGCCGGUAAUAACACCAAGAAAACUCAUAAGCUGCUGAUAUUCUUAUGAGUAUAUUGCAGUAUUGUGGAUUAGAAUGUAGUCCCUGAAGACAUGUACAAGUUUUAGUCCAACAUUAUUGAGUAUUGUCACUAAUAAAGCAGAAAAUAUUUGAAUGCAUUUGUGGUUAACACAUAAGAAAUAGGCUAAGCUACAAAGACUGAAAAGACAGUUCCAUAUGGGUUUAGUCAACAAAACAAUAAUAGUGAGCAAAGCCAAAACAUACCGUGCUGGAAGGAAAAAUGUUAGAAUUGCACAAAAACUGUCAUUAUUUUCGUAGAUAUUUAAUAGAUAGUCGAUCUGUUCUAGUGAUUUUGCGUGAACAAUAAAUAUGGGUUUUAUUAAAUUGAA
This is a messenger RNA of Pogona vitticeps (central bearded dragon), 3090 nucleotides long. RefSeq names its product family with sequence similarity 120 member B (gene FAM120B). Gene Ontology annotation, biological process: peroxisome proliferator activated receptor signaling pathway; fat cell differentiation. NCBI's taxonomy places the organism in Eukaryota, Metazoa, Chordata, Lepidosauria, Squamata, Agamidae. The record is from RefSeq and is a predicted model, not a curated record. Gene Ontology annotation, cellular component: nucleus.